UACGGGGAGGAGAACCACGUCUUCGAGAUGAUGCAGGGAGGACACCUGAGCAGUGCACGUCACGACCCGGCGACUGACCCUGGUGCCGCUCUUACCUGGGCGCCAGCCUUGGCUUCAUCCGUUUCCCCUGCACUCGAGUUUCUGGCUCCGUGAAGCCGACGACACAGGGAGAGUCACAGACCCAGUGCCCGCUUCCAUUUUAACAUAAUAAAAAAGGACUACUUUUACCUCCUCCUGAGCACCACCGCUGAGAUCACAGGACAUACAACUAUUUAAAAGUGAAAUUAAAAAAUAUUGGUCUGAGCCAUCUGAACUCUUACCAUCCUGCCAGUGAAAUGGAACCCGGGAUUUCUUCCUCUCGGGUGCAGUGGGCAGCUGGCCCAGGGGAGGGAAGGAAUUGCUGGCGAUGCUGGAGCAACUCCUGAUCCACAAGCCCCCGGACCCCAUCCCGUUCCUCAUCAGCCACUUGCAACAAAACAACGAUAAUGUGCCGAGGAUUGUAAUAUUAGGUCCACCCGCCUCCGGGAAAACAACUAUAGCCAUGUGGCUUUGCAAACACCUGAGCAGCAAUCUCAUCACCAUGGACAGCCUGGUAGCCAAGGAAUUCCCUUUUCUGCCUGCAGCUGCCCAGGCAUAUUACCAGAAAAAUAAGCAAGUGCCCAACCUGCUGCUGAUCAGGAUGAUCCGGAGACGCCUGGCACAAGAGGACUGUGUCCAGCGGGGCUGGAUUCUGGACGGCAUCCCCGAGACGCGGGACCAGACGCUGAUGAUCCAGACCUGCGGGAUCAGCCCCAGGCACGUCAUUGUGCUGAGUGCUCCGGACACAGUCCUGAUCGAGAGAAACUUGGGCAAGAGAAUCGACCCUAAAACUGGAGAGAUUUACCACACCACUUUUGACUGGCCCCCCGACUUUGAAAUCCAGAGCCGACUGCAGAUUCCCGAGGGCAUCUCGGAGCUGGAGACGGCGCAGCGGCUGCUGGAAUACCACAGGAACAUCGUCAGGGUCAUCCCCUCCUACCCCAGGAUCCUGAAGGUCAUCAGCGCCGACCAGCCGUGCGUGGACGUCUUCUACCAGGCCCUGACCUUCGUUCAAAGCAACCGCAGAUCGAACGCGCCUUUCACCCCCCGGGUGCUGCUGUGCGGGCCCAGGGGCAGCGGCAAGAGUCUGCAGGCCGCACUCCUGGCUCAGAAGUAUGGCCUCGUCAACAUCUGCUGCGGGCAGCUGCUGAAGGAGACCGUGGCCGACCAGAGCAAGCUGGGCGAGGUCAUCCAGGACUACUUGGAAAAGCACUGGACAGUCCCCGACAGCAUCAUCAUGAAGAUGCUGAGCCAGCGCCUGAGCCAGCAGGACUGCCUGCAGCGGGGCUGGGUGCUGCACGGCUUCCCACGAGACCUGGACCAGGCGCACCUGCUGGCCAGCACGGGCCACAAGCCCAACAGGGUGUUCUUCCUGAACGUGCCCUUUGACUCGGUCAUGGAGCGGCUCACUCUGCGAAGGACGGACCCCGUCACGGGAGAAAGGUACCACCUCAUGUACAAGCCGCCGCCGACCAUGGAGGUCCAGGGCCGCCUGCUGCAGAACCCGAAGGACUCGGAAGAGCAGGUCAAGCUCAAGGUCGACCUGUACUACCGGAGCUCCGCCGAGCUGGAGCGCUUCUACGGGGAGGCCAUCACCCUCAACGGGGACCAGGACCCGUACACGGUCUUCGAGUACAUCGAGAGUGGGAUCAUUAACCCCCUGCCCAAGAAAGUCCCCUGAGGGGCUCAGGCCAGGAGCACCCCAGAAACAGAGCUAGCCCCCACCCCAACUUCUAGCCCCAGCCAAGCCAAUAAAGAGUGCUGGGUCAAG
Molecule: messenger RNA, 1849 nt
Organism: Talpa occidentalis (Iberian mole)
Lineage: Eukaryota; Metazoa; Chordata; Mammalia; Eulipotyphla; Talpidae
Gene: AK8
Product: adenylate kinase 8
Exons: 14
Coding region: 407-1759 (450 amino acids)
Biological process (GO): nucleoside triphosphate biosynthetic process
Cellular component (GO): cytoplasm
Molecular function (GO): AMP kinase activity; nucleoside diphosphate kinase activity; ATP binding
Source: RefSeq, a predicted model, not a curated record